AUGGAGUCAGCCGCUCGUGGCACAGCCAAGGUGCUUGGGAUCAAGCUUGACUAUCGGAGCGAGCCCGAUGUUUCUGGCGGUGCAUCAAUUGCCUCUGUCGAGACUUACGUUGAGUCUGAACCGACUGCGAAAGAAUGGCUUGCACAAUUCAAGCCCUCCGCAAGUGCCACGAGGCGUUACUUUAGAAGUCUUUUCCCGUUUCUGGAUUGGAUAUUCCACUAUAACUUGACAUGGCUUUUUGGGGAUUUUGUCGCUGGCAUGACGGUUGGAUUCGUCGUGAUUCCCCAGGGCAUGGCGUACGCUUUGCUGGCAAAGCUACCACCCGAGUAUGGUCUCUACACCAGCUUUGUGGGUUUCAUUCUCUACUGGGCUUUUGCUACCUCCAAAGACAUCACCAUCGGCACCGUUGCCGUCAUGAGCACCAUCGUUGGCAACAUCGUGACCAAGGUCCAGGCCUCUCAGCCAGAGAUUGACGCUGUCGACAUUGCCAGAGCACUCUCUGUCCUUGCUGGCUCAAUUCUGCUAUUCAUCGGACUUACCAGGUUAGGGAGAAUUGUGGAGCUCAUCCCUUUGGUGGCUAUUACCUCGUUCAUGACGGGCGCCGCUAUCUCCAUUGGAGCGGGUCAAGUACCUACACUGAUGGGCAUAUCUGGUGUCAACAGUCGCGGAUCCACCUACCGCGUUAUCAUCGAUACCCUGAAAGGCCUGGGUCGUACAAAACUCGAUGCUGCUAUGGGUAUCACUGCUCUUUUCAUGCUGUAUUCUAUCCGCAUCUUUUGCAAUUAUAUGUCGAGGAAGCAGCCGUCACGGCAGAAAGUGUGGUUCUUUUUGAGCACGCUACGUAUGGCCUUUGUCAUCUUGCUAUAUAUUUUAAUCAGCUGGCUUGCCAAUAAGGACAUCAAGGGGCUCCAUUCCAACGUCAAAUUGGCAAAGUUCAAAAUUCUAGGCCGCGUCCCUCGUGGCUUCCAACACGCCGGUGUUCCGAAAAUGGAUACAAAGGUUCUUUCAGCCAUUGCUUCGGAUCUUCCAGUGACGACCAUCGUGUUGAUUCUCGAACAUAUUGCCAUAUCAAAAUCGUUUGGUCGCAUCAACAAUUAUGUUAUCAAUCCAUCGCAAGAACUUGUCGCUGUCGGCUUUACAAAUGUGCUUGGACCAUUUCUAGGUGCAUAUCCAGCCACCGGUUCCUUUUCUCGUACAGCCAUCAAAUCGAAAGCAGGUGUUCGUACACCACUGGCUGGUAUAUUCACCGCCAUCCUCGUCCUUCUCGCGCUGUAUGCAUUGACAGCGGUAUUUUUCUACAUCCCCUCGGCUAGUCUGGCAGCCAUUAUUAUUCACGCUGUUGGUGAUCUCAUCACACCCCCCAACGUCGUGUUCCAGUUCUGGGAGACGUCUCCUUUGGAGGUUAUCAUCUUCUUUGCUGGUGUCUUCGUGACGGUAUUCACGAAUAUCGAAAACGGUAUCUAUGUUACCAUCGUUACUUCUUUUGCACUGCUACUCUGGCACCAGCUGUUUACACAUGGUGCCCUCCUCGGCAAGGUCAAAAUCUAUCGUGCAACCCCGGAGACAAUAGCCAGCAAAGAAGACGGCCAUUUGACACCUGGGUCUGAGCCGUCGGUCCGUGAAGCCUUCAUUCCCAUCAGUCGCAAGGACGGUUCUAAUCCCCUCGUGGAUAUUGAAUCACCAUACCCUGGCAUUUUAAUAUAUCGCUUCUCAGAAGGCUUCACAUAUCUUAAUCAGCAAGGGUAUAUGGACGAGCUCGUACAUCAUGCGCAAACCAUCUCCCGUCCGACGACACUGGAUAAAUACGCCAAACUCGGUGAUCGGCCUUGGAAUGAUCCCGGACCGCGUCGUGGACAGCAAAUCAACUAUGACGAUAACCGGCCCAUUCUCCGCGCCAUCAUCUUGGACUUUAGCGCCGUCAAUAACGUCGACGUGACUUCGAUCCAGGGUCUCAUUGAUGUGCGUGCACAGCUCGACCGCCAUGCUGCCCCAGAAACUGUCGAGUGGCAUUUCGCCUCGAUCAACAGUCGGUGGACCAAGCGUGCCUUGACUACUGCUGGGUUUGGAUACAUUGACCGUGAGCGCUUCGCAGCGCGCCAACACUGGAACCCGGUUUAUAGCUAUGUGCCUCUUGACAACUCUGCACCCAGGCUGCAUGAUGCAGAGGCACAGGACGAUAUUCAUGUCCUCGGUGAGAAUAAAGGUCUGCCAGCAGGAAAGGUGACUACCGUUCAUGGGCAGAACAGACCGUUUUUUCACAUUGAUGUGGCGGCGGCGGUCGAGAGCGCCAUCGCUGGCGUCAUGAGCAAGAUGUCGCAGGACAGCUCACAAAGCUCUCCGGUAGUGGGCAAAACCCAAUUUACGACAAAGGCCGAGUAG
Exserohilum turcica Et28A is the source of this 2379-nucleotide messenger RNA. RefSeq lists its product as uncharacterized. The record is from RefSeq and is a predicted model, not a curated record. Gene Ontology annotation, molecular function: secondary active sulfate transmembrane transporter activity. Lineage: Eukaryota; Fungi; Ascomycota; Dothideomycetes; Pleosporales; Pleosporaceae. Gene Ontology annotation, biological process: transmembrane transport. Gene Ontology annotation, cellular component: membrane. The transcript is spliced from 5 exons. The coding region runs from base 1 to 2379 and encodes 792 amino acids.